CUUCCCUCCCUCCCUCCCUCCCUCUCUCUGAUCUCUGUCAGUGUGUGUUUAUGCGUGUGCAUCCAUAUAUAUGAUACCAACUUAUCGCUGUUCACCAGCUGUGUCUUCUUCCAUGUCUCAUCAAAGCCAUAUUCAACCCUCUUCUUCAUCUUCUUAUCCUCCUGAUGACCCCCAUCAUGAUCAGUCACUGAAUCGCUUGCAAACUUCUUAUCACCAGGAUAUGAUCCCAGAUGCAGACCAGUGGAAGAAAGAGGAUAAGAAUGAUCAAGUUAAGGAAGGAUCAAGCAAGUGGAAGCCUUCAAAGAUGAGAAUGAUGGUUCGGGAACAAAGUAAGCAGAGGUUUGAAGAUCAUCAUCAUCAUCAGAAGCCCUUAUCAUCAUCAUCAUUAUCCUCAUCAACUGACCAUAAUAACAUGUGCAAUAGAGCUUGUUCCUCGGAUCAAACGUCUCAUAUCGGUGUUAGGGUUUGUGCUGAUUGCCAGACCACUAAGACCCCUCUCUGGAGGAGCGGACCAACAGGCCCUAAGUCACUUUGCAACGCGUGUGGAAUUCGGCAAAGGAAGGCGAGGCGUGCCAUGGCGGCGGCGGCGGCUUCUGCUCCGGUGAGGGAAAACAAGGUACAGAAGAAACAGGAGAAGAAGCCACUGUUGAAGAAGAAGAAGAAGAAGAAGCGAAAGCUUGGAGUAGUGAAGGCAUGUGGAGGUAGAAAGAAGCCUGUUUUGGAGGAUUUUGCUACGAGGUUGAGCAAGAGCUUGUCUGCGCAACAAGUUCUAUUCCCUCAGGACGAGAAGGAAGCUGCUAUUCUGCUCAUGGCUUUAUCUUGUGGUCUUGUUCGUGGAUAAGGUUUCUCGCUAUGCUGAAUUAUUUUCUCAUCAUUGUCUUUUUUUUCCUUGUUUUGUCUUAUUGGUGGGAUUAUUACAAUCAUUAAGUAUGUUGUUAUGUGAGUGUUUGCGGUCUCUAUUUUUUGGGAGCUCCCAGUAGAGGAUGCGGUGAAAUUAUAUAUACAGGAAGUGGAAUUAGGGGGAAGAGAUAAGAGAGGACAAUAAAGUUGUGGUGGGUGAUGCUGUGAGCAGCGUACCAUACUGCCGUACUUUAACUCAUGAACAAGAAAAAACAGAUGGUAUCUAUGUCUUUUUGACAACGUAUUUUUUCUUUAUAUUGUUGAAUUCAAUAAAACUGAUGGUGUCUAGGCAGGCCUUUUCGAUAAUGUAUUUUCUCUUUAUUUUGAU
This is a messenger RNA of Neltuma alba, 1228 nucleotides long. Its product is annotated as putative GATA transcription factor 22. Lineage: Eukaryota; Viridiplantae; Streptophyta; Magnoliopsida; Fabales; Fabaceae. Gene Ontology annotation, molecular function: sequence-specific DNA binding; zinc ion binding. The record is from RefSeq and is a predicted model, not a curated record. Bases 71 to 841 code for a protein of 256 amino acids. Gene Ontology annotation, biological process: regulation of DNA-templated transcription. The transcript is spliced from 3 exons.